AAACAAAAAGCACACAUCAAACGAUUAAAGUUGAUCUCAUGGCAGACAUUGUGCAUGUAAUUGAAAUAGUGGAUAAAUCGAAAUAAAACCAAUUUGGGUCGCCUGAUUGUGUAAAUUCAGUGAAUUUUAAUACAAAUUGAUUAAAAAGAAUUGAAAAAUGUCGAAACGUAAUUUGGAAGAUAUUUAUGGCGGCGACGAGUCCAUCUCAAAGAAGCCAAAAACAUACGAACACAUUAAAAAACACACACUCGACUCGGAUGAGGAAGAUAGUGAUGUUGAUGAAAGUCGCUACAACGUACUUGACGAAGAGGAGAUACAAGGUGAAGAGGACGGCGUCUCUGGAAUGGAUGGUGAUGUUAAGAUAACGCCGUUUAAUAUGAAAGAAGAAUUGGAAGAGGGUCAUUUUGAUGGCGACGGUCAUUUUCAGUGGAAAAAGCAGAAAGAUAUCAAAGAUCAUUGGCUGGACAACUUGGACUGGGUGAAAAUUCAGAAAUUCGAUGAUGAUCGCAAGCAAAAAUUGGCCGAAGAUGGUGGCCCAGAGACCAGUACUGGUGGCGGUGGUUUGGCUGAUUCAUCAUCCGAAUCGGAGGACGAAGGAAACAAUGAAAGUUUGAAAAAGUUUGAUGUUAUUGCCGCCUAUCGACGUAUACUUGAGCUCAUGAAACCAAAAGAGACGGUUCAACGUGCACUACAACGUUUGGGCAAACAAAGCGCAAAAAUUUCAUCGAUUGAACGUUUUCGACGGAAAAAAGCGGGCAUUGUCGAUGAGAAUGCUGCAUUGGUCACCGAAAUCACCGAAUUGUGUAAUAAAAUUCUUACAAAAAUGGGCAACAUGAAUGUUUAUGAGGAAACAUUUGAAGAGAUUACCGCAAAAUUUGCAUCAAAAUUAAAGGGAGGUGGUGCAUUUAACGCAAACAAAGCGAUGGAUGUAGAUGAUGAACUCGAUAUGUAUGCCGAUGAUUUUGAUAAGAAAGAGAAAAAACAAAUAACGGGCGAUGGGGAUAACAACGGUGAAUCCAGCAAACAGAAUGAAACAGUCGCCACUUCGACGACAACAGCACUCGGAAUCGAUGACAGCAAAAUUACGUGGGAAUUUAAAUGGAAAAUUGAUGACACCAAAUGCGAAGGUCCGUACUCAACCGAUCAAAUGUAUAAAUGGUCACAAGAUGGCUAUUUUAAAGACGGUGUUUUUGUGAAAAAAUGCGGCACCGAAUCACAAUUCAACUCAUCCAAUCGCAUCGAUUUUGAACUUUAUUUGUAGCCAACAAAUAAACUGCUCUAUUGAAAUCCAUUUCCAGCAUAUACGUGUUAGAAUUAAUUCUGUUUUUUUUUUUUUUCAUUGUUUCCAUGUUAACUGAAGUUUUAAAAAUACAGAUUCAAUACAACCACAAAAUAA
Messenger RNA from Contarinia nasturtii (swede midge), 1396 nucleotides. It is a transcript of the gene holn1, whose product is annotated as CD2 antigen cytoplasmic tail-binding protein 2 homolog. The record is from RefSeq and is a predicted model, not a curated record. Gene Ontology annotation, molecular function: protein binding. NCBI's taxonomy places the organism in Eukaryota, Metazoa, Arthropoda, Insecta, Diptera, Cecidomyiidae. The transcript is spliced from 3 exons. Bases 158 to 1261 code for a protein of 367 amino acids. Gene Ontology annotation, cellular component: U5 snRNP.